GAUCAAGCUCUGUAUUUCAAGAUCUCACCGGUAGGAAGAGAUCGACAAAUCCAUAAUGGCGGUCGUAUCGCCACUGGCAAAAUACAAACUCGUCUUCCUAGGUGAUCAGUCAGUCGGAAAAACCAGCAUUAUCACCCGCUUUAUGUAUGACAAGUUUGAUACAACCUAUCAGGCUACAAUUGGCAUCGACUUUUUGUCAAAAACAAUGUAUCUUGAAGACCGUACUGUCCGAUUGCAACUCUGGUAUGCCCUCAUAUUCUUCUGGGACACUGCUGGACAAGAAAGAUUUAGGAGUCUUAUCCCAAGCUACAUCAGGGAUUCGUCCGUUGCUGUGAUUGCAUAUGAUGUUGCAAAUCGACAGUCAUUUUUGAACACUGCCCGGUGGAUUGAGGAAGUCCGAACAGAACGAGGUGCUGACGUCAUAAUUGUUCUGGUUGGGAAUAAAACUGAUUUAGUUGAUAAAAGGCAAGUCUCAAUUGAAGAAGGGGAUUCGAGGGCUCGUGAAUUUGGAGUCAUGUUUAUCGAAACUAGCGCAAAAGCAGGAUUUAACAUAAAGCCUCUGUUCAGAAAGAUUGCUUCUGCUCUACCAGGGAUGGAAACUCUUUCAUCUACAAAACAUGACGACAUGGUUGAUGUGAAUUUGAAACCUUCAGUCAAUUCAUCCAAUGGAGAUCAGCAAGGAGGUGGCUGUGCAUGCUGA
This is a messenger RNA of Impatiens glandulifera, 700 nucleotides long. RefSeq names its product ras-related protein RABH1e-like. The transcript is spliced from 6 exons. The record is from RefSeq and is a predicted model, not a curated record. Gene Ontology annotation, molecular function: GTPase activity; GTP binding. NCBI's taxonomy places the organism in Eukaryota, Viridiplantae, Streptophyta, Magnoliopsida, Ericales, Balsaminaceae. The coding region runs from base 56 to 700 and encodes 214 amino acids.